UGUGCAGCCUGAAGCUUGAAUGGAGACUCUCCGCAGCAGCUCCUGCAUUAGCAUUUGAUGCAGACUUCUAGCAGCGUUCAGUCGGCGGACCCAGCGCCGCGGAUGAACUUCAACAAAACUUUGCUCAUCGGGGGUUAAUGCAUCCGGAAUAAAACACUAACGACGCAAUUUCACUCGGGAGUUUUAACCUUGUGCGAGUUAGAGACGUGGUCUGGGCGUGACUCGGGUUGAGCGUAUGUAAACUAGCUGCGGUUGGGAGAGGCGCAGACGGGACUAGGUUUCUCGGCGGAGUGGCACUAAAUCCGCGGCGCAACAGACUACCGGUGCACAGUCCGCCGCUGAGCUCGAUCCAGACGGCCCGAGUGCGCUAAAACUGGAGGGUUUAAGUCCGGGAUGCCUCCGUGUGGCGUUUAAUAAACAACAACAGCAACCCGUCUUCAGCUAAAUAACGCUCUCGUCUCCACCGUUUGGACCGUCUGAAGAGCAGCCGUCCCCCCGCGUUUUGUCCAGACCGACGGACUUCUCGACUCUGGAAGGACUUAACUGAACUCAAGAUGUCAAUUUUGCCUUUCACUCCCCCCAUUGUCAAAAGACUUUUGGGCUGGAAGAAAGGGGAGCAGAACGGCCAGGAGGAGAAGUGGUGCGAAAAGGCCGUGAAAAGUCUGGUGAAGAAGCUGAAGAAGACGGGGCAGCUGGACGAACUGGAGAAAGCCAUCACCACCCAGAAUAUCAACACAAAAUGCAUCACUAUACCAAGGUCUCUGGAUGGCCGUCUGCAGGUUUCCCACAGGAAAGGUCUGCCCCAUGUCAUCUACUGCCGUCUGUGGCGCUGGCCCGACCUGCAGUCCCACCAUGAGCUGCGGGCGGUGGAGCUGUGCGAGUACGCCUUCCACACGAAGAAGGAUGAAGUGUGUGUCAACCCGUACCACUACCAGAGAGUAGAGACACCAGUGCUCCCACCAGUGCUGGUGCCCAGACACACAGAAAUCCCCAGUGAGUUCCCACCGCUGGAUGACUACAGCCAUUCAAUCCCUGAAAACACCAACUUCCCUGCUGGAAUUGAGCCCCAGAGCAACUACAUACCAGAAACGCCACCACCAGGCUACCUCAGUGAGGAUGGAGAGACCAGCGAUCACCAGAUGACCCACAGCAUGGACACAAGCUCCCCAAACCUGUCACCUAACCCAGUUUCACCCACACACAACAACUUAGACCUUCAGCCAGUGACAUACUGCGAGCCGGCCUUCUGGUGCUCUAUUUCAUACUACGAGCUGAACCAGCGAGUAGGAGAGACCUUCCACGCCUCACAGCCCUCACUGACUGUGGACGGCUUCACGGACCCCUCCAACUCAGAGCGUUUCUGCCUGGGCCUGUUGUCCAACGUCAACCGCAAUGCAUCUGUGGAGUUAACACGCAGACAUAUCGGCCGUGGUGUGCGGCUGUACUACAUCGGAGGAGAAGUGUUUGCUGAGUGUCUCAGCGACAGCGCCAUCUUUGUCCAGAGCCCCAACUGUAACCAACGCUACGGCUGGCACCCCGCCACAGUCUGCAAGAUCCCUCCAGGAUGUAACCUGAAGAUCUUCAACAACCAGGAGUUUGCUGCCUUGCUGGCCCAGUCAGUCAACCAAGGGUUUGAGGCUGUGUACCAACUCACCAGGAUGUGCACCAUCCGCAUGAGCUUUGUCAAGGGCUGGGGAGCAGAAUACAGGCGACAGACAGUGACCAGCACCCCCUGCUGGAUCGAGCUCCACCUGAACGGCCCCCUGCAGUGGCUCGACAAGGUGCUCACACAAAUGGGCUCCCCCAGCAUCCGCUGCUCCAGCGUCUCCUAGGGAAGCCCUUCAUCCACCCACUUCCUGUACACCACGUCUCGUGUUUUCUUAGUCUCAGCGACUAAAACAACACGGACUUCAUGCAGACAAGAAUGGCUACACAAGUACGGAAAGAUGAUGAGCCCCCCUCAUUCAGCCAAUCCUCAAUCUUUAACUCAGUCCUUCCUCCCCCCCAGCUGUCAGUAGCACUUUUUAUAUACAUGUUGUUUGUGGCAAAAGGGGACAAGUGCAUUAAAGCAGUACCAUGUUAGUAUGAUCUCCACAUUUUGUCCAGAAUUAUUUUGAUGGCAAAUUUUUUGCUGUAGCAAUGGGAAGAGAUGUUUUUUUUUUUUUCUUCAGUUAAGAGUUCUAAUUUUUUUCACUCUUUUGUUGAAAUUUCAUUUUCAUGAUAUUUACAUUUUUGUACAGAUGUUAAAGUGAAACGUGGAUUUUAAAAAUGAAUUUAAUUUUUUUAAGCAUUAAUAACAACUUUGUAAAGCAUGUGUAAGAUCACGUUAAAUGCAUUUCACUUGACUUUGUUUUCUGUAUUCUGGCAUUUGAUAGGUUAUGAAGAUAAUGGAAUAAUGGCAAUGGUUAACCAUCAUUUGUAAACACUGUGUGAAGGAAUAUACUGUAAGCCUAAUUCAAAUAUUUGUUUUCAUACUGUCAUUUUAUGCAGCCUGUGUUACUCUUAUAAGGCAAAUAACUACACCUUUGAGUUUCAGACAGAAACGAAUUAUCAAGGAAUCAAAACUUUUUUGAUCCGUCUAUUUAAAGACAGUGGUAUUCAUCAGAUGUCAUCAGGAGAUGAUGCACUUUUGUAAAAUGUCGAUAUUCUAUUAAGGCAAUGUGGACAAAGUACAUUCAGUGACAGUUGUAGUUCGUAGCUUCAGUAGUGCUUGUCAGAGGGCGACGUGAAAUAUAGCCUGCAUUAAUUUCAGGAAGCUUUGCCAAUUUGCAAAAUACGUUUGUAGCAUUGCAAUGUGUACCAGGUAGUACAAAAUAGGCAUUUACACAGAACUUGAAAACAUCUCACAUACUGUACUAUUCUGCAAACUUUUAGUCAAAUGACAAAUUGAACACACAAAAUGUGGUUGGAAUACUUGUGUGUGACAGGAGUACUCUGCAGAAAGAUGCCUUUGAUAUUUUAAUUUUCUCUCUCAGCAGUCCAUGACAUUGGUCUUAUUUUUAACCAUCAGUAAUAUUGACUUUUUUGCACACUCAGGACCGUAAAAAAAACCAACAAAAAAAAACCAGCUGAAUUAUGUACAGACACCAGUGAAAAUGACAAAUGUGUGACUCUUGAGACUUUAAAGUCUAUUUUGCUACCAAUUAUUUUUGUAGGACAAUAAGGUGACAACGUGUUGACGACUUUGUCCUCGUCAAGUGUUUUUACAUGACAUGGCAGAAAAUACUGCGGGCAGGUGUGGGGAUACUAACUUUGUAUUUUUCUACCUGUGAAGAUGAGGCAGUUUCAGUACAAAUCACAGCUUUUUACAAAGGGAAAUGUUUAGAUAGACAGAGGCAUGUAAAUAACUAGCUCCUUAAAAUCAGAUGUCCCUAUUUUUUAGGUCUAUGUACAUGUAGUACAUAUGUGUUAUUAUGUGACCAUUAACCUUUAUAAAGUUGAUGGUUUUGGAAGCAGGAGAAAAAAAAGAAGUUUAAAAUGCAAAAAAAAAAAAAAAAAGAAAAAAAAAGUUUAAAUAAAUAAAUAAAACGUUUAAGUUGGGAAAAGCUAUUGGUGAAAUAGAAAAACAUAGUCUUAGCUUUGGUCCCAUUUCCUUUGAGCCACCCACUGUGGUGGAAGUGGAUCGAUUUCCUUCUGGUUCUAUAACACUAGACAAAGACACAGUGGGUGAACAUGGACAAUAUUUUGAAUCUUUUUACAGUACUUAUUUACAUUAACCCAGCUUUUGAUGUCAAUGCCAGCCCAGUGGUGCUAAUCUUCAACAUUUUAGGGAAUCAAGAGAACAGCAAAGCCAUGAGAUUUUACUUGUACUUAAAGUUGGUAGAUUUUGAUCUGUGUCAAAUGAUAAUGACUUGUGAACCUUCAAAUUAUAAUUUCAGAUUGUUUCAGAACCAGUAGCAUCUACCAAUCUGAGACAAGACAGCUCUUUUUAGAGCUUCUAGUGUCCUUGAACACAGCAGUCCUGAUCCUAAUGGGCUUUUAAACCCCAUAUUCAAUGUAAUUACCCAGUAGGGAAUAUUUUGCAAGCAAAUUUGUCAUUUUUUAUACUCUCUUAAAGUUAUAGUGCUUGUGUUUUUCCCCCUUGUUUAAAUUUUUCACUGUAAUCGUUAUUAUUAGUUGUGAUUUAUGCUUUUGUGCUCUGAAUUGGUCUUUCUAGAUGUCAUGUAUAAAAUUAUACCCUUUAUUUUUCUCUGCCUAUAAAACGUUGAUGUGAUGCUUUAUAUUUUUGUUUAUUAUAGUUGGUCUAUGAAUAAAAUAUAUAUCUUGUGGUGAGCCCAGGGUCAACGUGCCAAGUAAGAGGGGAACUGAAGCUGGGUUGUACAAACGAUAAAUGUUCAAACCACAUCUUUAUUUCAGUAACCGUCAAAGUUAGUUUUGUUUCCAGUCACAUUCACUUUGUUGAGCGUAGUAGAUCAAAAAUGGAAUAAUUCAAAAUUAGAAAUUAGAACAGUUAUUUUGCUAACUUCAUUUUAUAGCUUAACAAGUUCUGUAAGCAUGAAAUAUACUUAAAGGUGGACAUUACAGGCCUCUCUGGAGACAUCUCAGGUUAUAGAGUCGUCUGUCUGUUUCCCUCUAAAGUUUGGGGAUUUCCUAGUCUGUGGUAAAUAGCUUGGCACUGUCCUCAGAAGCAGACAGAAACCAUAAUUACAGGCCCAAAGCAUUCAUCUCUUGUUUCUUCGCUUGCUGCUGUGCUACGAGCUAAUGCAAACCAAAACCAUUGCUGCUGUCACAGACACGGCGUGGCUUUGAAUGAGAAUGCCGUCUUUGUUCUGAUUCCCGUAAGGUAAAGACGACGGAACAACCUGCUAGGGACUUCAAAAGCCACUUCACCGUGGUGACAAAUAGCUUGGGUGCGUGAGAAAACCAAUUGUUGACGUGAGAGCGUGGCAGGACCGAAGCCAAGUGGUGUCUCGUUCUGCCAGCUCACUCGUUAAAAUAUCUGGGAUCUGGAUGCAGUAGCAAGGCUGUUCAUUGUGAAUUUUUGACAUUUUUGUAGUGUAUCAGAUCUUGGUGGGCCUGAGUGCCUCCAUUGUGCGACGGCAUCAAAAGCUGAAGCAGGAACUUCUGCAGAAUCGACUUUACAUUAACACAGUGUGUGUGUGUGUCUGACUCCACCACACUCUCCUGUCGUCAGAGCCGCCCGAGCCUCAUUCCAGACAAGACACACGCGUUUAAUAAUUGACUGUGGUUUGCCGGAGAGUCAAACACAGGACAAUCGUGAAUCAUUGAUUGACACUGUAUAUGUGUAUGUGUGCAGGUGCAUAAAUUAAAUCUGGAGCUGCUCUAGUAAAAGAAAUGAAAAGGAGGAAGAAUUGUUU
Molecule: messenger RNA, 5318 nt
Organism: Xiphias gladius (swordfish)
Lineage: Eukaryota; Metazoa; Chordata; Actinopteri; Istiophoriformes; Xiphiidae
Product: mothers against decapentaplegic homolog 3
Exons: 8
Coding region: 555-1832 (425 amino acids)
Biological process (GO): cell differentiation; regulation of transcription by RNA polymerase II; transforming growth factor beta receptor signaling pathway
Cellular component (GO): heteromeric SMAD protein complex
Molecular function (GO): RNA polymerase II cis-regulatory region sequence-specific DNA binding; DNA-binding transcription factor activity, RNA polymerase II-specific; I-SMAD binding
Source: RefSeq, a predicted model, not a curated record